This is a messenger RNA of Auanema sp. JU1783, 1167 nucleotides long. NCBI's taxonomy places the organism in Eukaryota, Metazoa, Nematoda, Chromadorea, Rhabditida, Rhabditidae. The record is from the annotation of a GenBank genome assembly.
AUGGGAUGUUUGAUAGAAUGGAAGCAAAGAGGGGCAAGAGCGAGGCAAGUCCGACCAACGCCUAGAGCUGACUGGCAGCUCCGCCCCAUUGGAAAACACGCCUCUUUGAAAAAAAGAAAAGAAAAGAGCAGUGUUGAUCCUGAGAUAUGCUUAUCUUACGUCGGUAUGCUGGUAACGCAUUUCAACAGCCAUGUUCGAUAUGGAGCUGUUAUGGCUUUGGGUAUAGCUUGCGCUGGUUCUGGCUUCACGGAAGCCAUAGCACUGCUGCAGCCUUUGAUUUCAGCCAAAGAAAACUUUGUCAGACAAGGAGCCAUCAUUGCCUUGUCGUUCAUCCUCGUUCAACAAACUGAAGCAACAUGUCCAAAGGUUUCCGAGUACAGAAAGGCAAUCAACAAAAUUAUCACCGAAAAAGGAGAGGAAACACUUGCUAAGUUUGGUGCCUUCAUCGCUCAGGGAAUUCUCGAUGCUGGAGGAAGAAAUCUUACAAUUUCGCUCCACAACCGUACCGGACACCCCGAUAUGGGUGGUGUAGUUGGAAUGCUGUGCUUCCAGCAAUAUUGGUACUGGCAUUCAAUGGUCGACUUCAUCUCUCUGGCCACAAAGCCUACCUGCCUUAUUGCUUUGAACAAAAAUUUGGCUAUGCCGAAAAUGGAGUUCAAGUGCAACGCCAAAGCUUCCAUGUUUGCUUAUCCUCCUAUUUUGGAAUCAAAGAAAAAAGAGGAACAAGAAAAGGUUGAAACUGCUGUUCUUUCCAUUACCAACAAGAAGAAGCUUCAAAAAGCUGCCAAGGAAGGAGUGAGAGAAGCUGCUAGAGAAGCUGCUAAAGAAGCGGUCAAGGAAGAGAAAAUGGAUGUUGAUCACCCUGAGGAAACCAAAGAAAAAAAAGAUGAUGAUAAGAAAACAGAAGUUGAACCUUCAUUCCAUAGCAUUGAGAAUCCAUGCCGUGUGGUGCGUCUUCAAUUGAAAACAUUGUCAAUGCCUGAAAAUGCCAGAUACAAACCAGUAAAGGCAAUUAACCAAGGUGGAAUUAUUCUGGUGAGAGACCGUAAACCGAAUGAAACUGAGGAGUUGGUCGCUCAGGUUGUUGCUGGUGGAACGACGACAGACCCCGCUGCUCCCGAAAAGGAACCCCACUCUACUUUCGAAAUCGAUUUGAGCGAGUACUAA